AUGAAGAAAAGGCUGACUAAGCUAUCAGAUUCCGAGGAUAAAGAUCUCGAUGUCGAGGAGGAUAGCGAUGAAGAUCUUAAUGAUUUCUGCGAGGACGACUUGUGUGGCGUCUGCAUGAAGCCUGGCAAGUUGAUUGUCUGUGAUGGUGGAGAGGUGUGUACGGGUUGUGGAAAAGCCUUUCAUGUCAUAUGCAUCCGUCGCAAAGCCGUUCCGGAAGGGGACUGGAUCUGUCGAGCUUGUUCCAACAAAGCUGGAAUCUCUGUUGGUAUCGAAGGUCAUGAGUUUGCUGCUACUGCUACUGCCCGUUCCACAACACCAGUCCGUGCCACUGCCACAGCUUCCACCUCCAGUGCCGGCAUUGAGAUUGUGCAUAUGACCACACCCUAUGAAAAGAAAACGAUCAUGGUUAAGGGGAAGAAAGGAAAACGAGUGCCAGGCCGAAUCUAUGCCAUGGAUCGUCCCGACUCUUUCCGGCAGCAGAUGGGAGCAAUCCCACGUACGAAGGUGGACUUGCUCCAGAAGUAUGUGGAGGGUGCUCAACGAAUGGCAACACCAAUCUUGAAGUCUGAUUCAUUCGAUGAAGAGAAUACAUCCGGAAGCUACACAAUUGCUCGUUCAAAUGAAUCAGAUUGGCCUGAUGUCAUGCAUAUGGCUGCGAGCUAUCGAGAACAGGCGGCCAAUGGAGACGGGCAGAACUCAACUGGCGACAUUCUUCCGACUCCUGAAUUUCAUUUCUUUGUCCACUCCAGAUAUCAGCAAGAAAAGCUAGAAAAAGUGCUUCGUGAGGGUAGCUACAAGGUUAUCACCCACAAUGAUUACAGCACUUUCAAGGCCUCAUAUGCCUCAGGAGUGACAAGAACCAAGGAGCAAGAAUUCAUGGAUGACGCCUCGGAGUAG
Seminavis robusta is the source of this 897-nucleotide messenger RNA. The record is from the annotation of a GenBank genome assembly. NCBI's taxonomy places the organism in Eukaryota, Bacillariophyta, Bacillariophyceae, Naviculales, Naviculaceae.